This is a messenger RNA of Phacochoerus africanus (Common warthog), 413 nucleotides long. It is a transcript of the gene TNP1, whose product is annotated as transition protein 1. Gene Ontology annotation, molecular function: DNA binding. The transcript is spliced from 2 exons. Gene Ontology annotation, cellular component: male germ cell nucleus; nucleosome. Lineage: Eukaryota; Metazoa; Chordata; Mammalia; Artiodactyla; Suidae. Gene Ontology annotation, biological process: chromatin remodeling; spermatogenesis; spermatid nucleus elongation. The record is from RefSeq and is a predicted model, not a curated record. The coding region runs from base 40 to 207 and encodes 55 amino acids.
CCUGGCCCAGCAAAGCCCCUCAUUUUGGCAGAAAGUACAAUGUCGACCAGCCGCAAGUUAAAGAGCUAUGGCAUGAGGAGGGGCAAGAACCGCGCUCCUCACAAGGGAGUUAAGAGAGGUGGCAGCAAAAGAAAAUACCGGAAGGGCAGCCUGAAGAGUAGAAAACGGUGCGAUGAUGCCAAUCGCAAUUACCGCUCCCACUUGUGACUCCACCAGCGGGCUCUCCCCUGGUAGACUUCAAGGACACCAGGCAGCAACAGAGAACAGAAGGAGGACUACCAAGGAGACCUGAAGUUAGGUCAAUGCCAGAGAAGAGCUUAUCAUGUGGGUAAAAUGCCAGUUGCGACAAAAUGAGGAAUGUAUAUGUUGGCUGUUUCUCUCCAACAUCUCAAUAAAAUUUUGAAAACUGAAAA